CUGCCGCCGUUGUCCUGCAUGUGAACUAUUUUGGGAAAACAUUUAAAACCAGACUUAUAUCUUUGGAUCUAUGCCAUGAAAUUAUAUCGAUAUUGAUUGAAAGACUUACCAAUUCAUAUCCGAGGUUUCCAUGUUAUUAUCUGAGUUGCUGGACUUUUGUCUGAACGUAAAAGAAGCCUCUCCGUUAGACAUGCCAGUCGGUGUUGUUAGCUCAGUUCGACUCAGUACGGAAUUAGUUUCACAUUGUAUUUAAUCGCUGCCGUAACAACGUUAAAUAGCUGUUAGAUGGUGCUAUUGCCCAACAUGUCGUUAUUGACGUCUUCUUUAAAACGUUAAAUUGUAACGCUUCUAAGUAGCCUUACUAUCGUAGAGUAAGGAAACGUGAAAACGAGGAAGCUGAGCUCCAUAUUUACAAACAAUUUGCGACAUGGAUACAACGUUACUUAAUAAUAUAGAGAAAGCCAAGGACUUCUGGAGAAAUGUGAACGUGGACAACGUUUUUGAUAUGCUAUUGCAAUGCCUGAUGAACUUAAGAGAUGCUAUCAAGACGAAGACUGCUUCAGACAAUGAGUAUGCCCAGAGCAUGCUCAUUCUCCAGAGCUGUGGGAUAAGUGACACACUGAACAUGAAACAUUUUGCCAUUCAAGAAGUUGUCAUCGGGGAAGAUUUUUUAACAAACACUGAAUUUGGUUGUUUGCAACUUCCGUCAAAAGAAAAUCAACUUCUGGAAAGGCUGGAAAGUGAUGAGCAGAAUGGAAGUUCUGACGACACCCAUGACUCUCAAGUCCCGGUCAUCCUGAACCACAAGGACCCUCUGACGCCGCCGUCACCCCACCAAAACCUCUUCGACCUCAUGCUGCUCUCCACCAUGCCCUCGCCUCAGCUGCCGGACAACAACCUGGACAGUUUAUACCCCAAAGACCCGCCAGGCGACCACCACUGCGGCCCGCUCUGCGUAACCGCCAUUCCCCGCCACCCGGACCACUUCCUGGGCCAGAACCCCCUCAGGGCGCCCCUGUUGUGCAAGUUCCGGCGCCAGUGUUUCGGCCGGACCCGCUACUCCUCCUCCAACCCGGACAAUACUGCCGCCACCACCACCUCCUCCUCUUCCUCCUCCUCACCACCCAGCCCUGACGGCGAUGAUGGGGAGGCGGCGGAGAAGGAGGGGGAGGCUGGUGUGGUCUACAAAGCUCCUUGCGGGCGACUGCUGGGCAGCUUCGCGGAAGUCUGGCGCUACCUGCACAAGACGGAGGCGUUUGGCGUGCUGCAGCCGUGGAACUUCAGCUUCUGCCCGGCGGUGCAGCCGGAGCGACUGCCUCUCGCCGCCACGGUCAGCAAGCGCGACCUGAGCCGGGGGGUGGAGUCCGUCCCCGUGCAGCUCUGCAACGAGGUGGACGCCUCGCAGCCGACGGAGUUCCGCUACCGCCGGGAGCGCUGGCCGCACGGCUGCUUCCUGUGCGCGGGCGCAGGGGCAGGGGCGGGGGAGCUGUUCUCUGCCUGCUGCGACUGCACAGACGGCUGCGCAGACAGCUCCAGCUGCGCCUGCCUGCAGCUGUCUCAGAAGGCCGCUGGAGGGGAAGCGGUGGAGUAUUAUACGCAUCAGAGGCUCAGGCAACCUGUGCAGACGGGGCUGUAUGAGUGCAGUCCGUGGUGUGGCUGCGACCCGGUUCGCUGCCAGAACCGGCUGGUCCAGCACGGCGUGCGCGUUCGUCUGCAGGUGUUCCGCAAGAAGGAGGGGGGCUGGGGGGUGCGCUGUCGUGACGACCUGGACUCAGGAACCUUCGUUUGCACAUACGCAGGUGUGGUGCUGAGGACGGAGCAGAGCACGGAGGAGUCGCCUCCGCGUAAAGCCCCCCGAGAGGAGCCCAUGUCAGAUGACGAGGUGGAGGUGGUGGAGGAGUGGACCCAUCCAGUCUUGCCGCCGGCCGGGUCAUUAUCCGCAGACACAGACACCUGUGCCCCCUCCCACAUCCCCGUCAUUCAAGGGCCCGCAGACCACACGGGAGCCAGCACAGACGCAGAGCAGGACACACUCAUUAGAAUUGUGAAAAUAGGUCCAGAGGUGGAGGAGCAUAUGAUGGAGACUGAUGAGAAACCAGAGGAGGAGAAUAAGGCACCCCAACUCAGGCCGACAACAAUACCAACCACCACCACCACCUCCACCACCACAACAAAAACAACAAACCAUCUGGAGGGCGUCCAGAAAAGCAGCAGCCACACUAAGCAGAGUUAUUACCUUGAUGCCACAAAAGAAGGCAACGUUGGCCGAUUUAUCAAUCAAAGUUCAAGGCCCAACUUGUUUGUGCAGAACGUCUUUGUGGACACCCAUGACCCUCUGUUCCCCAUGGUGGCUUUCUUCACAAGCAGGACUGUAAAGUCAGGAACGGAACUCACCUGGAGUAACUCUGAGGAUCACAUCAAUGGCAACUGAACCGUAACACUGCCAUUGUUCUCUGUGUGAGGUUACUGCGGACACAUUUUGGCCAUCAUAAGGGAGAAAUACUUACCAAAUGUUGGAAGAAGGACUGACACUGUCUUUCUUGAUGAAGGCUUGGGCCCCAAAUGAUGAAAGACAGCCCUACUCACUGUAAAUGUUGAAAGAUGGACCUACGGGACUUAAACUUUUGUUGGGAAAAGGACAUGGACACUACAAAUGAAGGAAGACUUCAGUCAUUAGAAAUGUUGGAAGAAGGACUUGUCACUGAAAAUAUCAACGGUUGGCACUAACAUUAUAAUGAUUUUGAGAAUAUGAACCACAGUUAUGGCUGAAGUUAGGAUCGAAGCUACAGGGAACGAAAAGCCAUCGUUCACAGAACUGAACCAAAGUUGGGUUCCCAGACAAAACGAACUUUUCACUUGAAAUUAUGUCUAAAAAAAUAUUUUACUAGUUUGAUGUUGAUAUUUUUUAAGGUGUUUUCUAAAUCUUUAAGUGUGAAGCAUUAUGUGUCUGUGCAGUUUAUAACCCAUUGGUUGUGACUGGUGGUGUGUGACAUAUUUCCCAAUUUUUUACGCAACUAUGAAUUGACUAACAUGGGAGAUAACAUAUUUGUGACACGCUGUAGUUAGGAUUUUAAUUAAAAAAGAAAAUUCUAAAUAUUGGAAACA
Engraulis encrasicolus (European anchovy) is the source of this 3105-nucleotide messenger RNA. It is a transcript of the gene setdb2, whose product is annotated as SET domain bifurcated histone lysine methyltransferase 2. Gene Ontology annotation, cellular component: nucleus. NCBI's taxonomy places the organism in Eukaryota, Metazoa, Chordata, Actinopteri, Clupeiformes, Engraulidae. Gene Ontology annotation, molecular function: histone H3K9 methyltransferase activity; zinc ion binding; protein binding. The record is from RefSeq and is a predicted model, not a curated record. Gene Ontology annotation, biological process: heterochromatin organization; negative regulation of gene expression. The coding region runs from base 428 to 2431 and encodes 667 amino acids. The transcript is spliced from 10 exons.